Molecule: messenger RNA, 1632 nt
Organism: Chara braunii
Lineage: Eukaryota; Viridiplantae; Streptophyta; Charophyceae; Charales; Characeae
Source: the annotation of a GenBank genome assembly
GUGGGAUAGUACCUUGGUGACCCGGCGGAGGGUUUCCUGUGCCAGUAGUCAUCAUGGAUGACUAUCCCAUUCAGGGCCUGUUGGCCCUUUCUGUCUUGUUGGGACCGCUGUUCCAGCUUAUGUUCCCACUGGGGUUCGGGCGUGUGUGCACGUCCCGCAUGCUGAUGCGGUCUGGAACAGUGAAGCCUGGCCCUACACCUGCGGAGCAGGCAGAAAUAGACCGCAGGCUGGCAGAUAAGAAAAAGGAGAAAGAAGCAAAGAAAAAACAGAAAGAAGAAGAAGCAAGAAAGAAGAUGAAAGAGAAGAUGGAGAGAGAACUGGAAGAGGAGUUGAAGAGUAUAGAAGAAAGUGAAGUAGAAGAACAGGAGGAAGAACAAACACUGCAGAGACGUCGCCAAGAUAUACCCGAAAGCAGUACAACGACCCGCCUUCACGUUGAACCGCUGGACUGGGGCAGCCGGUACUACUACUCCAGCGAGCCAUUAAAGGAAACUGAUGAAGAACGAGAUACGUUCAUCACCAAGUUGGCCACCGUCACAGAUGCUGUUGAACGAAAUCUGAUGCUGGAAGAGAAAAGGUCUAAACUAAAUCGCAGGCUGUUGGCCGCUAGGCGGCAAGAAGUAGAAGAGAAAAAGAAGUUGCAUGCGAAGGGGGAGAAAUUGCAGAAAGCUCUAGAAGCGCAAAAGGAAAGUCCCUCUGAAACCGAAGCACAACUUGCUCUCCUCAGGGAGACAGUCCUCAACACAAGGCAAGAUAUGAAGUUAAUGCAUCAGACUCUACAAAGGGUUGAAGCGCAUCGAGUUGAAUUCGAAAACGUCUGGAAUAACUUUGUGGAAAAGUCAGCCAAGGAUGUUGACCAACAUGUGCAAACUAACAUCCAGGCUUUGGACGAACAUAUUAAUAAAGUCUUCACCCCGGAAGUCGUAGAGAAGAUUGUAAAGGGAGCUGGAGGUAACGGCGGAGAUGGGGAUGGCGACGACGAUGAUGAUAAGAAAGGAAAGAGGAAGGUUGGGGAUCCGAAAGAAAAACUUCCUCAGGAAACCGGGCAAGUUAACAAGAUAAAAAUUAAACUGCCCUGGACCUACAAUGGAACAAAAGAAGAAAGUGUGUUACACUGGGCGGCAGCAAUCGAAACUUAUGUGUACGGGCAGCGUAUUCCUUGUUGGGACAGGGUAUUGAUGGCGACAUCAUGCAUGGGAGGCGACGCCAUGAGCUUCGCCAUCUUGCUGCAAAAGGAAGCGGGAUGCAACUCUAUGGUAGAGUAUUCGCAACAGACCCGUAUUGAGGAUUUCCUUAAAGCGGCUCGAAUGACACCUAAGUUGACGAGGUGGGCUGCGGAAAUUGAUAUGUUUGAUUUUGAAUUGAAGCCAGUAAAGGAGUUUGCUCCUGAGAAGAACAUCUCUCAGAAGCUUCUACCCACCUACAGAGGACCUUGGCAGGUUCUAGACGUAAUUGGAGAUGUGGAUGGUCCUUCGUAUGUCAUUGAGAUUCCUCCUCAUCUACGUACAUAUCCAGUGUUCCAUGCGUCCAAGCUUUACCUUGUGUAAUGAAUGAGCUCUUCCCAAGUCGCCAAUCAGCGAUACCUCCAAGUAUGGAUGGGAAGUAUGACGUGGAUAAAAUUGUUGCAGAAAG